AAUACCCCUUAUUUGCAGUAAUUAGGUAGUAUUCAAUCCUCAGAGUGGCACCCAGUGAUUUGAAUGGGUUUCCUCUCUUACACUGGCACUCCCUAUCUUAUUUCUGAACCUCUGCUCAAUGCACAAGCACAGAACACAAAAUACAUUUCUCCUGCCAUAAAGACUUGGUUAGGAUAAUGUUUCUGCUUUACUUUUUACUCAGGACUCUGGGGGAUUUUGUGUAGUGCAACAUCUUCCCUCAGUGUCUCUAUUUCUGCCACACAGUUUGCAUAAUUCUGCUUUUGUUUAAUUCCUCUAAUCCUUUAAGUAAUGUAUUGCUGGAAAUCCCACAUGCUUUUUCUCUCAUGCUUUUGUUACGGAAGUGAGCUUCUUAAAGAAAGGGCUUCAGGGAGUUCCCUGGCACUGAGCUGUUUUCAGCAGUGACUCCAGAGCAUUGUGCAGGGUUGUAGCCUCAGAGGAUGUGAGAAUACACUGAGCACUGCCCUGAGAGGGAUUUGGAAAACCUGUGCCUGUGGGGUUGUGGCUGGCUGUGGGUGCUCUCAGCAGGUGUCCCUCGGGAAGUUUGCUGUCAGCAUAAAGCUGGGAGGAGUAGCUGCUCCACAGAGGGCUGUGCUGCCAUUCCAUGAGACCUGGACAGGCUGGGCACAAAGAAGCUCCUGGAAUCCAGCAAUGGCCACUGGAGAUGUCAGCCAAGAAGCCUGUACCUUUCCUGCGACAAGUGGUCCCUGUUAGGAAGAAGGUCCAGAGAGACCCUCGAUUUGAUGACCUGUCUGGAGAGUAUAAGCCUGACAUAUUUAUGAAGACCUACAGCUUCCUGGACAGCAUCAAGCAGCAGGAGAAGGAGAUGGUUCAGAAGCAGCUGAAGAAAUGCCGGAAUGUGGAGCAGAAGGAGAAACUCCAGCGGCUCCUGAACCGUAUGACACAGCAGGAACAGGCACAGAAAAAGCAGCAGAAGUUGAGAGAGAGGGAGCUGUCUUUGAAAAGACAACAGAGGGAAUUGGCCAAGCAGGGAAAGAAACCUUUCUUCCUAAAGAAAUCUGAGAAGCGGAAAUUGGAGCUAGCUGAGAAGUAUGCAGAGCUGAAGAGGAGUGGAAAGCUGGAGAGCUUCCUGAACAAGAAGAGGAAGAGAAAUGCCAUCAAAGACAAGCGCCAUCUGCCCUCACAGAAGAACUUGUGACUGUUGGACAGUCGUGCUGUUGUCUGGCACUGGCUCAUUCUGCCUUGGCCAGGCCUGGAGGAUGGUUAUCCCUCUUCCCAGGACCUGCCUUCCAGUGUGCAGUGAUGCUGUAAGGCAGCAGAGCAGGGGCUGAACUGAAGGAACUACAUUUUUUUUGUAGCUGAAGUAUCUGCUUUGCUUGUGGUGUAGAUCAUGCCUGGGUGGUGACAAGUGUGUCAUGCAGAUGCUGAUGGUGAUGACAGCUGUCUUUGCCCUUGCACCUGCUCAUUUCCAACUCCAGCAAGGAAAGCCUGAGUCCUGCCCUGCGCUGCUGGCUCUACUCCAGGUUCUCUCAGACUUCCACUGAGGCAGAAAAGGAUGUGGGACAAUCCCUGCUCAGAGCAGCAACCCUGACUUCAGAUCAGGUUGCUCAGGGCUGCUUUGGUGGGAUCUGGUAAUGUCCAAGGACAGAUGCCCUCACCUCUCUUGGCCUCUGCUCUACUGCUUCAGGUUCUCAAGAUGGAACUUUUUGUUCCCUCAUCCAGGAACCUGUUUUUACUUUAUUCUCACUGUCAGUCUGUUCCAGUCAAAAGUGUUUGACUUUAGGGGAGUCAGUGCCUCUCUCCAAUAUCCCAACAGCCCUCUU
Melospiza melodia melodia is the source of this 1802-nucleotide messenger RNA. It is a transcript of the gene RRP36, whose product is annotated as ribosomal RNA processing 36. Gene Ontology annotation, cellular component: nucleolus; 90S preribosome. Gene Ontology annotation, biological process: maturation of SSU-rRNA from tricistronic rRNA transcript (SSU-rRNA, 5.8S rRNA, LSU-rRNA). The record is from RefSeq and is a predicted model, not a curated record. Bases 623 to 1177 code for a protein of 184 amino acids. Lineage: Eukaryota; Metazoa; Chordata; Aves; Passeriformes; Passerellidae. The transcript is spliced from 6 exons.